AUGGAGCAGACGUUGGCUCCUGGCCAGCCUCAUCAGGUGGCCCCCGAGCCCCCAUUCUUGAAAACAAACAGUAAUGAAAUGAACGGGAUCCAGAACUCCGCCGUCGAUAUCAAUGAGCUCCAGCUGGUGGUGCCAAGUCGGGAGAACGAAAACAACAACCACUCUGUCAGCCGGGAGCAGGCGGUCGCUUCCUGCGGAGGCAGCACAGAACGGUCUCCUCAGGACACUGACCCAGAUGUGCCCUCCUCCACAUCUGCAGUGACCACUGAGACCGGGAGCGAUGAAGUGUUUAUUAUUUCUGCUGGACCUGGGGCCAGUGGGCUGAGCUUUACCACCUACAGAAUACAGGACAAAAAUCUAAAAAGAAGUGUCACAAGCCCAGCCUCGGUGUCUGACUGGCUGACUUCUAACCACACAGCUGCAGGAGCAGAUGCUGUUGAGAAGGGGAACGUCCAGCUGGAAAAUCACUAUCCCAGACAACGCACAUGGAGCGCCCGCACGUUCCACGACUUCCUGGCUCCAAUACCACAGCUACAGAAAAAAUGGUGUAGCUGGACCACCAACAGCCCCUUCACAAAGCUGGUUGACAACAGUGGUUUUCCUACAGCUGCAAGAUCCCAAGGUGUCCCAGCCAGAAAGGUAAUCUCAGCCACUGAGAUAGAGGGAGCAUCAGAGACCGUUUACUCUGACUCAUCUGCCAGCAAUGCCUCCUACCCCCUCACUCUGUCCGCACAAAGGCAGCGGAAGCUAAGCUCCUGCAAUUUGAAGAAAUCCAGGUUUGGGAACCCUUAUUUUGGAUUUUUAGCCAGUUCCCCUGAUAGUAAACAUGUGAAGUCCCUGGAUCCCUCAAGACAUCUAGGGGCAGCAUCUCCAGUUAACAGCCAAAGCCCCAAAAAUCCUCUAGAGAGCUCCAACCCACUGAAAAUCAACUUGGUCAAUGGUUCGAAAACAAAGGAGCUUAUGGUAGAAACAGAUAAAAACAAACCAGUGUUUGUUAUUUCUGAAGAAGGAGAUGAUCAGCAGCCUCUGGUCCUAGCAGAGCAUCUUAGUCAAUGUGGAGAUCAUCUGUCAGAGCAAAAUGCCGUGUAUGCUCCAGCUGUGCCAGAUAAACAGCCGGUGGUUCUGACUGCUGAGGGGAACAGUUCUGCCAGCUUCACAUCAAAUCUGCCCCUUUGGGCAAAAUCCCCUGGUUUAUACAAAGGUCACGUGAAGGCCCCCAGCUCUUCCAGGGACCAGCAGAGCUCAUCCGUUGUAGAUGCUAAUGCUACUGAGAUCUCACAGAACUGUGGUACCCUCGCUGCUCCUACGCUAUGCCAAGCUUCAGUCCAGUGA
Phaethon lepturus (White-tailed tropicbird) is the source of this 1332-nucleotide messenger RNA. RefSeq lists its product as uncharacterized. Lineage: Eukaryota; Metazoa; Chordata; Aves; Phaethontiformes; Phaethontidae. The record is from RefSeq and is a predicted model, not a curated record. The coding region runs from base 1 to 1332 and encodes 443 amino acids. The transcript is spliced from 5 exons.